This is a messenger RNA of Megalops cyprinoides (Indo-Pacific tarpon), 1642 nucleotides long. It is a transcript of the gene sfxn5b, whose product is annotated as sideroflexin 5b. Gene Ontology annotation, cellular component: mitochondrial inner membrane. Gene Ontology annotation, biological process: monoatomic ion transport; mitochondrial transmembrane transport; citrate transport. Lineage: Eukaryota; Metazoa; Chordata; Actinopteri; Elopiformes; Megalopidae. The coding region runs from base 84 to 1061 and encodes 325 amino acids. The record is from RefSeq and is a predicted model, not a curated record. Gene Ontology annotation, molecular function: citrate transmembrane transporter activity; monoatomic ion transmembrane transporter activity. The transcript is spliced from 14 exons.
GAGCGGUGCAAGAGUACUUCGCGUCUUCUUUAAAAUUCUGUUUUGUAAUUCACUUCAUUAAUAAAUAAUACUUCUUCGGUGUCAUGGCGGAAUCUGCAGCCUGUCCCGCAUUCCAGCUGGGGAGACCCCGUUAUGACCAGAGCUGCUUCUUUGGCAGGUUGAGACACUUCCUGGAUGUGAUCGACCCAAGGACCCUCUUUGUGUCUGAGAGCCGUUUGAAUGAGUGCAUUCGACUCCUCGAUGAUUUUAAACAUGGGACUCUGCCACCUGGAGUGUCAGAUGGUCAGCUCUGGGAAGCUCAGAAAAUCAAACAGGCCAUCAUUCACCCUGACACUGGGGAGAAGAUCUUCAUGCCAUUUAGAAUGUCAGGUUAUGUCCCAUUUGGAACACCAAUAGUCGUGGGCCUCCUCCUUCCCAACCAGACCCUGGGGUCAACUGUGUUCUGGCAGUGGCUGAACCAGAGUCAUAAUGCCUGCGUUAACUUCUCCAACCGGAACGCCACUAAGCCCACGCCAACAUCCAAGUUCCUCCAGGGCUACCUGGGUGCAGUGACGAGUGCGGUCUCCAUUGCGGUGGGGCUGAAUGUCAUGAUCCAAAAGGCCCACAGGUUCAGCCCGGCCACCCGCCUGAUGGUGCAGAGGCUCAUCCCUUUUCCAGCUGUGGCCUUCGCCAACAUCUGCAAUGUGGCGCUCAUGAGGCACACCGAGUUGGACGAAGGCAUUGACGUGCUGGACGCCAAUGGCAAUGUGGUGGGCUCCUCCAGAAUUGCUGCCAAGCACGCGCUGAUAGAGACAGCCCUGACUCGUGUGGUCCUGCCCAUGCCGAUCCUGGUUUUCCCGCCCAUAAUCAUGGCUUUCCUGGAGAAACUCCCACUCCUGCAGAAUCACAAGAAGCUGGUUCUGCCCAUGCACAGCAUGGUGUGUCUGGUGGCCUUUGGUCUGGCCUUGCCCCUGGCGAUCAGCCUCUUCCCGCAGAUGUCCCAGAUUGAAGUGUCCCAGCUAGAGCCUGAGAUCGCCAAGGCAACAAAUGACAAGGUUGUAACCUACAACAAGGGGCUGUAACUGGUGGCAACAGGGACAGAAAACAGGGUUGGAGGGAAGGGGAGCGGUGAGACUCCUGCCACACCUCCAGGUGCAGAUGCUUCUGACUUCUAAUCCCGUUCUCAGAACAUAGACACAGAGCUUGGCUGUUACAGUAGAGACUAAUAUUUAACCCUGUGUUUUUAACCCUGGUGUCUUAGAUACAGCAUUAUCUAGCAUUGUGCGAAGCUAAAAUCGGCCAAACCACUCACAACGAGGAGUCAAGCCUAGAGUGGGUCGUACCAUUAUGCAAUGUGGGGGGUUAUUUUCAGUCUUAGUGAAAAGGUGCUGGGAAAAAAGUGAGCAAUAAAGCUUACCUCCAAUGGCACCGGGGGACAGCAAUACCACUAACACGGUCUUUCUGAGAGACUGCAGGCUUACAACACUUGUUUUUCAGGGAAACAAACAAAUUUAGUAGCCAUUUCCAUUGAGUGCAGGGCAAAAGUCACCCACCCCUGAUUUUGACCUUUCAUCAGCAACUUCCUGUGUUGUUUUUCAGUUCACUUAUACACAGGUCAGAACUGGAUUAAAAAACUAAUGUUGAAUGUCAUCAAACGCUCUUG